UAUCUCCAAUCGCAGCACGCUCUAAUGCAGCUCUCUUUUUGAAGGAAGAGCAGAGAGAGCGAGCAAAGAACAGAGAAGAACAAAUCAAUGGCGGGCCUCUCAGCGCAGUACUCAGCGUCCUCUCCUCUUCUCACUUCCAAAGUUCGAUCCUUUCGCUCCUCAGCUCCACUCUCCAUCGUCUCCAUCCCCAGUCGUAGAAUAUCUCACAAAGGAAUCAGAAUCCGCGUCCCUCUUCGUGUCUCAAAUGUCGCUGCAACCGAAAUCGCCACCGAAGAAGCAAAGAAGAAAGCCAAAGAGAGCCAACGCCCAGUGUACCCUUUUGCAGCAAUAGUAGGUCAAGAUGAGAUGAAGCUUUGUUUGCUUCUUAAUGUGAUUGACCCCAAGAUUGGGGGAGUGAUGAUAAUGGGGGAUCGAGGAACUGGGAAAUCAACGACGGUGAGGUCUUUGGUCGAUCUCUUGCCAGAGAUCAAGGUUGUUGUGGGCGACCCGUUUAAUUCGGACCCAGAGGAUCCAGAGUCAAUGGGGCCUGAAGUGAGAGAUCGGGUUGCUAUGGGGGAGUCCAUUCCUGCUAGUACUACUAAGAUUACCAUGGUUGAUCUUCCCCUUGGUGCAACUGAGGAUAGGGUAUGUGGCACCAUUGACAUUGAAAAAGCCCUAACCGAGGGUGUCAAGGCAUUCGAACCAGGUUUGCUAGCAAAAGCAAACAGAGGAAUCCUCUACGUCGAUGAAGUCAACUUAUUGGAUGAUCACUUAGUCGAUGUUCUUCUAGAUUCUGCUGCCUCUGGCUGGAACACUGUAGAAAGAGAAGGCAUUUCAAUUUCUCACCCAGCACGAUUCAUUCUAAUUGGUUCAGGAAAUCCAGAGGAAGGAGAACUCAGACCUCAGCUUCUUGAUCGAUUUGGUAUGCAUGCUCAAGUUGGAACUGUUAGAGAUGCAGAACUUAGAGUAAAGAUCGUUGAAGAAAGAGCAAGGUUUGACAAAGAUCCAAAGGGGUUCAGAGAAUCAUACAAAGCAGAGCAAGAGAAGCUCCAGCAACAAAUUGGUGCAGCUCGGAGCUCAUUGAGUUCAGUUCAGAUUGAUCAUGAUUUGAGAGUGAAGAUUUCUAAGGUUUGUGCUGAAUUGAACGUUGAUGGAUUGCGAGGAGAUAUUGUGACUAAUAGAGCUGCAAAGGCUUUAGCUGCUUUGAAGGGGAGGGAUAAGGUUAUAGCAGAAGAUAUUGCAACUGUGAUUCCUAAUUGUUUGAGGCACAGGCUGAGGAAGGAUCCUUUGGAGUCUAUUGAUUCUGGGGUGCUUGUUAUAGAGAAGUUCUAUGAGGUAUUUAGCUGAAGGAUUUUGAUGAGGUGAAAGAUGCGAUGCUUGUUUACUGUUUUGGAGAAAUUAUCUUGAUUUUGAUGUCUUCUAGUAGAACUGUUGCCUUAUUUUCUCGGUGUAAUGAGUUCCUUAAGCGUUUUAUGUUUGUAUACGAGAAGUUUAGCUAGCAUGGAUUUAAGAGGAGAGAAUCAUACACAUGAUAUUUUCUUGAAUAUAAGAUUGUCAAAUUUCUUUUA
This is a messenger RNA of Asparagus officinalis (garden asparagus), 1547 nucleotides long. RefSeq names its product magnesium-chelatase subunit ChlI, chloroplastic-like. NCBI's taxonomy places the organism in Eukaryota, Viridiplantae, Streptophyta, Magnoliopsida, Asparagales, Asparagaceae. The transcript has 4 exons. Gene Ontology annotation, biological process: chlorophyll biosynthetic process. The coding region runs from base 88 to 1326 and encodes 412 amino acids. Gene Ontology annotation, cellular component: chloroplast stroma. Gene Ontology annotation, molecular function: ATP binding; ATP hydrolysis activity; magnesium chelatase activity. The record is from RefSeq and is a predicted model, not a curated record.